This is a messenger RNA of Dunckerocampus dactyliophorus (ringed pipefish), 5878 nucleotides long. It is a transcript of the gene fmnl3, whose product is annotated as formin-like 3. Gene Ontology annotation, molecular function: small GTPase binding; actin filament binding. Gene Ontology annotation, cellular component: cytosol. Gene Ontology annotation, biological process: cortical actin cytoskeleton organization; cell migration; regulation of cell shape. The transcript is spliced from 26 exons. Bases 319 to 3507 code for a protein of 1062 amino acids. The record is from RefSeq and is a predicted model, not a curated record. Lineage: Eukaryota; Metazoa; Chordata; Actinopteri; Syngnathiformes; Syngnathidae.
AAUAAUGAAUGGAAACACGUCGUAGCCAAGAAAGUCAAGCAGCAACUUCACAACUUCUUGAUCGCGAUUUAGAAAGUCCCUAAGUAAAGGGUUGGGGAGGAAAAUAGGAAACGUAGGACUCGAAAAGACUGCGAAAGGAAACUGCACUGUAAAGGCGUGGGUAAAUGGCAUUUGGGGUCAGUAAAGCGACACUACUGGACUGUCAGUUUUUCGACUGGAGAAGUGGAUCGUUUGGAUUAUUACAUUAGUCACAUCGCUGGAAUACGUGGGUGAUUUUCCUUUUUUUUUUUUUUACUUUACGACACUGCUGUGACAAAAAUGGGUAAUAUAGAAAGUGUGGACGGUCAGACGGAGAUGAAGCAUCACAUCAUGCCUCUAAAGGUGCCCAUGCCGGACCCUCCUGAGCUGGAGGAGAAGUUUGCCAUUGUUUUGAACUCUAUGAACCUUCCGCCGGACAAAGCCCGGCUCCUCAGGCAGUAUGACAAUGAGAAGAAGUGGGACCUGAUUUGUGACCAGGAGAGAUUUCAAGUGAAGAACCCACCUCACACAUACAUCCAGAAAAUACGAGGAUACUUAGACCCCGACGUAACAAGAAAGAAGUUUCGCAGGAGGGUACAGGAGUCUACCAAAGUCUUAAGGGAGUUGGAAAUAUCUUUGAGAACAAAUCACAUUGGGUGGGUCAGGGAGUUCCUCAACGAUGAGAACAGAGGUCUCGACGUCCUGGUGGAGUACCUCUCCUUCGCCCAGUGUGCUGUCAUGUUGGAUUUUGAGGGGCUGGAGAAUGGGGAGGAUGGCUUCUUGGACAAGGCUAAAUCUUGGAGCAGGUCCAUAGAGGAUUUGCAUCAUAUGAGCUCUCAGCCCUUCUGCAACACACUGGUGCGCUCUGCCCGCCAGUCUGUCUUCCGCUAUGGCUCAGUCUCCAGCAGCAAAACCAUCAAGAACUCCCGACUUGUCAGCCAAAAGGAUGACGUGCAUGUGUGCAUCAUGUGCUUGAGAGCCAUUAUGAACUACCAGUAUGGCUUCAAUAUGGUCAUGUCUCAUGCGCACGCUGUCAAUGAAAUUGCCCUCAGCUUGAACAAUAAGAGCUCACGGACAAAAGCCUUGGUCCUUGAACUGCUUGCUGCUGUCUGCCUUGUUCGAGGAGGUCACGAGAUCAUCCUGUCAGCAUUUGACAACUUCAAAGAGGUCUGUAAAGAAAAGCAUCGUUUUGAGCGACUGAUGGAUUACUUCCGCAGUGAAGAAGGAAACAUCGACUUCAUGGUUGCUUGCAUGCAGUUCAUCAACAUUGUGGUCCACUCAGUGGAGGAUAUGAACUUUAGAGUCCACCUGCAGUAUGAAUUCACCAAGCUGGGACUGGAUGACUACCUGGAGAAAUAUAAACACACAGAGAGUGACAAACUGUCGGUGCAGAUCCAAGCCUACCUGGACAAUGUGUUUGAUGUGGGUGGUCUUCUGGAAGACGCAGAGACUAAGAAUGCAGCACUGGAGAAGGUGGAGGAGCUGGAGGAGCACCUGUCUCAUGUGACCGAGAAGCUUCUAGAGGUUGAGAAUGAAACAAUGAUGAAGGUGGCUGACUUGGAGAAGGUUCUCCUCCAGAAGGAUAAGGAUCUUCAAGCAAUCCGGGAGACGUACGAGUCCACCAACACGCAGGUCAACACCCUGAGGAGGGUGAUCAAAGAAAAGGACGCCGCAUUCCAGAGGCACUUCAACAUCGAGAGGCGGCUGCUGGAGCUGGAGCAGCAAGGCACCAUCCGUCUGCACAAGAAACCCGAUGGAGACAUCGCCAUCGAGCCACUUGGCGUUGGGGGUGCGGGUGGCGUGGUAGGAAGCGGCGGCCUUGGCAUCCCCCUGGCUGACAUUGGAGCUCUAUCUUUGGGUUCAACAGCAGCCUUAACGGAACCGGGAGGACCGGACCCCAGUUUGCCCCCAGCCAGUGAAGCUCCACCCCCACCUCCUCCACCUCCACCGCCUCCUCCUCCUCUGCCAUCUGCCACAGGCCCCACUGCACCAGUUCCACCACCACCACCACUUCCGCUGGCUCCACCUCUGCCUGAAGCUUCUCCUUCAGUCAUCCUGAGUGUGGGUCUCUCAGCUAUUAGAAUCAAGAAGCCCAUCAAGACUAAGUUCCGCCUGCCUGUGUUUAACUGGACCGCCCUCAAGCCCAAUCAGAUCAACGGCACCGUAUUCAACGAGAUCGAUGACGAACGGGUGCUUGAGGUACUGGAUUUGGAGAAAUUUGAGGAGCUAUUUAAAACACGCGCCCAGGGUCCAGUUGUGGAUACGUCGUGCACAAAGAGCAAAGUCGCUCAGAAAGCGGUAAACAAAGUCACACUGCUGGAUGCCAAUCGCUCCAAGAACUUAGCAAUCACACUGAGAAAGGCUAACAAAACCACAGAGGAGAUCUGCAAAGCAAUAGAGAAGUUUGACCUGAAGGCCUUACCUGUCGACUUCGUGGAGUGUCUGAUGCGCUUCCUGCCCACGGAAGCAGAGGUCAAGGUGCUGCGUCAGUACGAACGGGAACGGCGUCCACUGGACCAACUGGCAGAGGAGGACCGCUUCAUGCUGUUGUUCAGCAAGAUCGAGAGGCUCACGCAAAGGAUGAACAUCAUCACCUUUGUCGGGAACUUUGCUGACAACAUCAACAUGCUCACGCCACAGCUCAACGCCAUCAUCGCUGCCUCUGGCUCAGUGAAAUCCUCACCAAAGCUAAAAAGAAUGCUCGAGAUCAUCUUAGCCCUGGGCAACUACAUGAACAGCAGCAAGCGAGGGUGCGUUUAUGGCUUCAAACUGCAAAGUCUUGAUCUGCUGCUGGACACCAAGUCUACAGACAGGAAAAUGACGCUGCUCCAUUACAUAGCUCUCAUUGUGAAGGAGAAAUAUCCUGAGCUGGCCACUUUCUACAAUGAACUGCACUUUGUGGAUAAAGCUGCAGCGGUGUCACUGGAAAAUGUGCUGCUGGAUGUGCGAGAGCUGGGCAAAGGCAUGGAGCUGAUCCGCAGAGAGUGUAGUCUCCACGACCAUUCGGUCCUCAAAGGCUUCGUCCAGGCCAGUGACUCACAGCUGGACAAGCUGCAGAGGGAUGCCAAGACUGCGGAGGAAGCCUUCAAUAAUGUGGUGAACUACUUUGGAGAGAGCGCCAAGACGACUCCACCCUCUGUAUUCUUCCCGGUGUUUGUGCGCUUUAUCAAGGCAUACAAGGAUGCCGUGGAGGAAAACGAACAAAGGAAAAAGCAGGAGGAAGCAAUGAGAGAAAAGUUACUGGCUCAAGAAGCCAAACAGCAUGACCCUAAGGUUCAGGCCCAGAAGAAGAGGCACCAACAGCAGGAGCUGAUUGCAGAGCUGCGCAGGCGACAGGCCAAAGACCAUCGGCCCGUGUACGAGGGCAAGGAUGGCACCAUAGAGGACAUCAUCACAGUACUGAAGAGCGUGCCCUUCACAGCCCGCACGGCUAAACGUGGCUCACGGUUCUUCUGUGAAGCCAACCUCUGCGACGACGCCAACUGCUAGCCCCUCCCCCUCUUAAUGCCAAGGUUGUCCAGAUCUGAGAAACCAGCCUUACCUGAGAGCUGAUGCCUUGAUCCGGAACGGUUGGAAGAGACCCUAAACCACUUAUUCAUCCCUUUUCUGCCCUCUCCCCCGCUAUAACCCUCCUGCCCGUGUCGGCUGCUGGUCUGUUUUGACCCUGAGGCUGCACAUGACAAAGACUGAAAAAACGUGGGGAACAGGACAGAGGCUGUGUUUUAGCUGGGUAAUUUAUUUAUUUAUGGAGGCCUUUUACAGCCACUUCAAGCGAGGGAAGCACAAAGGGCCAUUCUCUCGCUGCAGGCAUUAGACUUUCUCCGCCACAGAGUACAGGUGAGCGAAGCGUGCCAAUGUGCAUCUCAUUUCCUUGCAACUGCACAAAGACGUGGACUCCGAGGCAAUCAAACGGAGGUGUCGCCUAUGGGACUCUUGCAAGAGAGACAUUUCUUCCUGGCUGUGUCGUCAUAAUGCACACAUGAUUGCCAGUUGUAUCCGGGAGAUUCUGCUAAGCCAAAAAAAAAAAAAAAUCCAAACGUCUCAUAUUUUGCAUAUGUGCCUUUGGUGUAAACAGUGUUAUGUCUUAAUGUGUGUAUUUUACACUUUGGAAGAAUGUAUUUUUAUUGCCUUGUACUAUAACAUUGGCCUUAUGAUAGUGAAAUCAAUAUGCAAAUGUUUAGUUUUUUCAGAAUGCAGAGGGAUGCAAAAAAAAAAAAAGCCUCCUGACUGACUGUUUUGCAUCAAUGUGUGCCUUGUCUGAGCUCGACAACACUUUCUGCCACUUCGGAAGUGACAAAUGUAUGAAGAUUGCUGAUGGACUGCGCUCAGCGAAUGUGGUGACGGAUGAAGGAUGUUUUCAUUUGUUCUCAUGUCUCUUCCAUUUAUCUCAGUGGAGAUGGAGACGACAAAGGGAGGGACCCUUGUUACACUACUUCCUAUGACCAAUUAAAAAGCUGACUAUUAAUAUACUGUACAAUCAAAUCAAGAAAUUUACUAGAAAAAUGAUCUUGCAUGGAUUGUUUUCUUUGUAAUGAAGAUGAAUUAUGUAAAAACUACAAUAUCAAGCAUUUUCUCCAUGUUCAUAUUUUAUUUUUUUAAUGGUCAAAUUCUGGUGUUUUCCAGCAAGAAAUGUCACCCUUGUCCCCUUUUGCCUCUCUAAAUGACAGACAUGAGCCACUGUACAUUUCUACUAUAAAAAUCAAUUUAAUUUCUUAUAUCAAAAAGAAAUAGAAUCAUAAAAACAAUCAGAACCACAUGUAUCCAUGUGGGUUUUUGCCAAUACAUGUCUCCAACUGUAAGAUGAUUGUUUUAAUUUACAUGAUCAGAUGCUUAAAAAAAAACUGUUAAAAGCUGAGGGCUAAAACAACUAUUCCUCUAGAAUGACUGAGAAUGUGUGUGUGUUUGUGUGUAUGUGUGAGCACCAUGCAGAGUUAUAUGGCAGAUUAGGGCCCACGACCGUUAAAGCUGUGCGGCCAACAGUGCGACACAGCGAGAAGAACAUUCUUAAAACAAACAGAUGGUUAGCAUUAGCAGCAUAGCAAAGGAUUUAACAAAGGAAUGCUUAUCAGGAAGCUGAUCAGUCUCCAUCUUGGGAAUGCACUUAACUGUGAGCAUUAACCUAAAUUGCAUGUCCACGUAAUUACACAUAAUUCAAAAAACAAAAAGAGAGAAAAGAUGUUCUCCCAUGGAAGUACCAUUCAAUGAUCACCCCGGCCUUUCCUCAAAGUACAGUUGCGGUCAAAAGAGAAGGAACCAAAAAAACUCAAUGCAACAAUUUUCGGCUAAUUAUUUCUCACAAGCUUGUCGUCACUCGAGCAAAGAACCGUCCCAACAUACUGUAAUCUGCCUUCUUUCCAAGCGUGUCCUGCAGUAAACCAAGGCCACAGUGUCCAUCCCAGACAUUUCAUCCUGGAAUGUGGACUUUGUUACAAUCAUCAUCAUCAUCAUCAUCAUCCAGCACUCACACACUUAAAAACUGUUAAAAAGUACAGACUGCUAUUUGUUACUGAUGUUCCUGGGUAUACUUUCAAGACACUUUGUUUAUAUAUCUUUAUAUAUAUGUAUGUGUGUGUGUGUGUGUGUACUGUAUCAUCUAUAUGCAAAUAUAUAUAACUUUAGUCUGUGCAAGGAGGUGAAAGACAAUCACUUGAAUGUAGCAGGACAAUGCUACGCCCUCCACAUGUUCAUGUUGUGUGCAGGAGAAAAAAAACAAAAAACAUCUCAUCUGUUCCGAGUUGGACCUCCAGCAGCAAACAAGACCUCAUCCACCGCACAAGAACUAAAUUGGCAAUGUCUUCUAGGAUGGAAGAAUAUUCCUACCUUUCCCAACUUUACAAGUCAUACAAAAAUAAAAAAAAAU